Molecule: messenger RNA, 4080 nt
Organism: Apis cerana (Asiatic honeybee)
Lineage: Eukaryota; Metazoa; Arthropoda; Insecta; Hymenoptera; Apidae
Gene: lolal
Product: longitudinals lacking protein-like
Biological process (GO): regulation of transcription by RNA polymerase II
Cellular component (GO): nucleus
Molecular function (GO): protein binding
Source: RefSeq, a predicted model, not a curated record
UUAGCGCCAUUUUGCCGCGUAGAUUUUAAGUUAUUGCGUUUCAUAGAGAAGUUUUGUGAGUUUUUUUAGUGAAAUAAGUAUUUUAUAGAAAAAAAAGUGUGAUUCAGUUUCAUUAUGUGUUCAGAAGAUAUAACGGAAUGAAUAAAAGUUACAUAUUAAAGGAGAAAUAUUAAUCCGAUUGAUGGCGUUAGUAGUACAUGAAUUUGAAACGCAAAGGGGAUUAUCACUUUGAAUUCUCUCAUCUUUUUGAGGAAAUCGUAAUAAACAUCAAGAAUUAGCGCAGUGACCUGAUUCCUUGCAUGCAACGGUAAGAGUGUUUCCAGAGAGUGGCGCAGGGAGAUGGAAAGAGAGAGUUGGCGGGGAGAGGGAGCGAGACGGAGCAAGCCGCGGCCACUCUGGUGAGAAGAGGAAGGAGGCGAGAGGGAGCGAGAGCACGCCUCGUGACACGUAAUACCCGUCACGGAGACCGCGUCCUUUGAUGUUAUAUCUAGGAAUGCAUUUUGCGCGCUGCAAUGACGUCGAUAUACAAUUUUGGAUUGACAUUUAUGUUGCGAGAAUUUCGAAUAUUCCUCCAAGCGCGUAAAUCAACGCCGCCAGCGACAUCUUAAGAGGAAGAACGAAAUUAUUACCAGUCGGUACAGUGUUUCCGAACCGAUCUAGAACGGAAAGAUCCGAAUUCGACCGAAUUUCUUUGCCGUGAUAUUAGCCACAACAAAAAAUUGGUAACAUUCGCUUGAAAACUUUUCGGCAAUACAUGUUCUUCGCGUUCUUUUUGUGAUUCAGCGUUGUACCAGAGAAUACAGUGCUUCGUCAAGCCAAGUUCUAAAAUAAAAGCAAAGCUCAUUAAAACAUUGGGUGUCAACAAUGGCAGAUGAACAACAACAGUUUUUUCUUAAAUGGAAUGAUUUCCAAUCUAAUAUGGUAUCGUCGUUUAAACAUCUACGAGAUGAAAAAAGUUUCACGGAUGUGACAUUAGCUUGUGAUGGUCAAACUUGUAAAGCACAUAAGAUGGUGUUAUCUGCUUGUAGUCCUUAUUUUAAAUCUUUAUUAGAGGAAAAUCCGUCCAAACAUCCCAUCAUAAUUUUAAAAGAUGUCGCAUACAGUCAUCUUCAAGCUAUUUUGGAAUUUAUGUAUGCAGGAGAAGUUAACGUUUCACAAGAUCAAUUGCCUGCAUUUCUUAAAACUGCUGAUCGACUUAAAGUUAAAGGAUUGGCAGAAGCACCAGGUGCCAUUAAGAGAGAGGGUUAAAGUUGCACUUAUAGUUAUGGAUUUUGGGAAGCGUGCGGACUGAAAAAAGUGUAAUAAUGUAAAGUGAUUGCGUAAAGACAUAACACACAUUAUAAAAAACACACUACGUGUGCACAACUCAGUGUCCUCUGGUUCAUGACUUGGAUCAACAUACCACGACAAUGUAAAUUAUGCCUUUUCUUAAUCUCAGUUAAUGUUAAUGUUGUAUUGAAUGUAUGUAUACAAAUAUGGUAGAGAUGAAAUGUUGAUGUUUGUCUUGAACCUGUUGCGCCAUGUAGUGGCGACAGCAACAUUGAUUAUUUUUUUAAAACAAAGUGCUGCAAAAACUAAUAAGUGGGUCACCAUAGUUUACAAUACACGAGACAGUUUUGUGGAUCAAAUGGAAAUGUUAAAAGACAUCUUUACAACUGCUGUUUUUAAAAUGAAUAUAUUGACUCACUAUACUUUCCUAUCGGUGGUUUUAUAGUAGAUUUAUUCACGAAAUAUUAAAAUUUCUUGAGUUUAUAUAUGACUAAAAGUAACUUUUUUACUGUUCUUUUUCUAUUGUAAAGAAGAGUGCAAUACUUUUUUGUAAUAUAACUCGAAUAAAAUAUAUUCAAAAAAUAAAAUUGUAUGACGUAUUAGAAAAUCAAUGUAUAUUAUACAUUGUUAUAUUAAUAACAUAUAGUUUUGCUGGCAUUGACUUGCAAGAAAUUUAGAUCAUAUCGUGAAUAGAUCUGCAAUACCCCGAUAAUCCCAUGAAAGAAUGUUAAAUCAAGUUUACUGGAAGUUGUAACAUGCGUGUCGUAUUAUUGCUCUCUUUUAUUACUUGCAAUAUAUUUGGUUUAAGUGUAUAUACACAAUUAUUUCUCAAAUUAUUCUCAGAAUAUUAGAUGGUUAUUCACGUAAAAGUUUAUUCAAUCGAAAAAACACGAAAUUGAAACAAAAGAAAAAAAAAAAACUUUGAUGUGAAUAAAUAUCUCUAAUAUUUCAAGCAAUAAUCGUGUGUAUGUAUUCAACCGAAUAUAGUAUAAGUAGAUUGAUAAAUCGUGUCGUUUCUCAUCGAUGAAUAUUUAUAAUUGGAAUUGAAGUAAUAGUUUCGCUCAUGUUUAAUUCAAUCGGUACCAGUUACCUCUUCUAGUGAUCAUGAUUUUUUUACUUAACCAAAUACUGCCAGUAUUUAUACCGGCGUAUUCACAAUAUUACCGAUAGACCAAAUUUAUUUAUGAUAAUAAUAUAUAUUAAGGGUUGAAUAUCUUAAAUCGAGGGAAGGUUAUUGUAAUAUAAGCGAAGCAAAUUUUUGUAAAGUCGGAGCGCACAGUUCCUUUCCCCUUCCGAUGAAUCAGAAUAAUCAGAGAUUUAAAGAAAAGAAAGUCAGGAAACAUUAUCGAGUCAAGAACAUACGUAUGUAUUAACAUGCGUUAUUAACAUAAAAACUAUUUUAUCUUUUACUAUAUAAUAUCAUAAAUAUAUCCAAAAAUUUUAUUAUUUUUAUCUUGAACUAUUAAUUUUAUUUCUCUCGUAAGCUUAUGGAUUAUAUUUUUCGCUUUAUUAUUAUUAUUAUUAUUACUACUACUAUUACUACUACUACUACUACUACUACUACUAUUACUACUACUACUAUUACUACUAUUAUUUUCUUAUUUCUUAAUAUAUUCGAUUUAAUUCUUGACUUCUUUUAUUUUUCCUUUUUUAAAAAUUAUUUCUAGCAUAAUGUAAUUACUGAAAAAACAAAAAAAAAAACAAAAAAAAAGAAUAGAUAUAUUUACGUUUCAUGCGAUUUUUAAAUUCAUAUUUAGUAAUCACGAAUAUUUCUACGACACCGAAUGCCAAUUUAGGAGUACACACUCGUAUCUUAUAAUAUACAUGAAGCAUAUUGGAAACAAAAAUGAAUUGUCGUAGCACAAUUUUAUCUGUUUUUUUUUUUUUUUUUUUUUUUUUUUUAUUGCGUCGGAUGUUCUUGUGAACAUUGUUAUGAUUGUAUGAUUAUUUAAAAACAACAAAAUGACGUUCGAGUGAAAUUUUUGUCUCGAUUAUAUUGAAUGAAUUUAUUAAGAACGAUUGUUGUAAUUAUGAGUGAUAAAUGUAUGGGAUAAAUGGGACCAGCCAUAACGAACGUCAUACCGUAAUGAUACUAUUGGAAUUGACUUUGUUCAAUCAAGUGCAUUUUUUUUUUUUAAAUAUGCUCGAUGAUAUAUUAAUCUUUUUACUUGUACUUUAUUUUUAAUAGUAUAAAAUAAAGCUGAAAGAAAAUUUUUCACAGUCAUCCGAUAGCAAGUCAUAUUUGAAUAGAAAAGAAAGAAAAGAAAAGAAAAGAAAGGCAUGACAACCGUGUCUGUUCAUUGUAUUUAAGACAGCCUUUAACAUUAAGAUGGUUGGGUUCAGUUCCUACAAUGACACGUUUAUCGGGCAUUUGGUGAUUACAGUGCGAAUUGUACCAUGUGUAUUUCCUAAAGCGUCAAGUUGAAUUGUAUACAUUAUAGAGUAGAAGAUGUUAUAUGAGUGAUGAUCUGAAAUAUGUUCGCAACUUGUUGAUUAACUUUCCUCCAUAUUCUUAACCAAUUAUGUUACACAAGCAGACGCGCUCAGGAGCUAUUGUAAGUUUUUUACUAUCCUCUUUAUUCAGAUCUUUUUGAGAACGACCGAUUUGCGAUCUAUUGUUUUAUCGGAGUUUACCGACGAAUCUCUCAUUCCUUUUGUACUACUGCUUUUUGUCGCGAAAUUCUUUAUUCUCCUUGUUCAUCUUUUUAAAAAUAAUAAUCGGUUUUUUUCUGCUAAUUAUAAUAUGACUCGAUGAUGAUUAUGAUUACAAUAUGGCGAUGUCGAGAUAUAAAAAUAAAUUGUGUAAAUAUA